ACAUUCUGUGUGAAGAGGUUGAAGAAUUUGAAUAAAGUUCGUUUAGUACAUGCAGAGUUUAUUUGGACCGAGCCUCAUUCCAAGAGAAUCAAAGUCAAGCUGAAGGUUCAGAAAGAGGUUCUUCACGGAGCUAUCCUUGAGCAGGCCUAUACUGUUGAAUAUGUUAUCCAAGACCAAAUGUGUGAAUCUUGUACGAGGGUUCAGGCUAAUCCCGACCAGUGGGUGGCUGCAGUGCAACUGCGACAGCAUGUUUCUCACAGGCGGACGUUCUUCUAUUUGGAACAGCUUAUUCUUAAGCAUGAUGCCGCUGCUCGUGCUAUAAGGAUUAAGCAAAUGGAUCAAGGAAUUGAUAUUUUCUUCUCUAAUCGUAGUCAUGCUGUGAAAUUUGUGGAGUUUAUAGGGAAAGUGGUUCCAAUUCGGAGCCGUAAUGACAAACAACUGGUGUCUCAUGAUACCAAGAGCAGCAUUUACAACUACAAGUAUACUUUUUCAGUUGAAAUUUGCCCAGUUUGCCGUGAGGACUUGAUUUGUCUUCCGCCAAAAGUUAAAGAUGGUUUGGGGAAUCUAGGGCCACUUGUGAUCUGCACCAAGGUGAGUAAUAACAUUGCUUUACUUGACCCAUUUACUCUCAGGAACUGUUUUCUGGACGCGGAACAGUAUUGGAGGGCGUCUUUUAAGUCCCUACUUUCGAGUAGGCAGCUUGUGGAAUAUAUAGUUCUAGAUGUUGAGAGUGUUUCUUCUGAGGUCAAUAUUGGUGGAUCUAAGUACGCUUUGGCAGAUGCCCAAGUAGCUCGUGUAUCUGAUUUUGGCAAGAAUGAUACAAUUUUCAAUGUACGAACACAUCUGGGGCAUCUUCUAAAUCCUGGGGAUUAUGCACUUGGGUAUGACUUAUAUGCUGCUAAUAGUAAUGAUAAUGAGCUGGACAAGUAUAAAGGUUUUGUUCUCCCAGAUGUGAUACUUGUUAAGAAAAGCUAUGAAGAGAAAUGGCAGAAGAAGUGUGGGAAGCCUCGUUCAUGGAAACUGAAAUCUCUAAAUAUGGAGAUUGAUGACAAUGUAAAGGGUAGAGACCAUGAAGAGAAGAUGAGCUCUGAGUAUGAACAAUUCUUAAGAGAUUUAGAGGAGAAUCCUGAUUUGAGAUUCAACAUAUCUCUUUAUCGCAACAGGGAGUAUCAGCCAUCAGAAAUGGCAUCUGUGGCUGAUGGGGAUGAUGCCCCUACUGUCGCAUUGGAGGAAUUGUUGGCUGAUCUUGAUUUAAGUGAAGAGGAAGCUGACAAUGAUAGCAUGAGGGAGUGAAUCAAAUACUUGAACCUGCGCGUUGUUUAUUGGAUGCUAAAUUCUCUGAUGAAUUUCGUAAAGCUCAAGGAAUCAGUUUUGUUUGGAGCAAUUAGGUCCGGAGUCCGCACACAGCCAUCUUUUCCCGAGUAGAAGUGAAGGACUGCUUCUCAAUGGAAGGAAUGCAUUUUGAAAGAUUCAGUUAGAUUGGCAGACGAAAAACCAAGUUGGAACAAACUAUACUUUAAAAUUUUCGUUUCUUUUAUGGUGUGGAUCUAUGGCAUGUUUAAUUGUUGUUCCAUGAUUUGUUUAUAUGUUUUCUAUAAACUACUUCUGUGUUGAUGCUAAAAGCUUAAUCUCUCU
This is a messenger RNA of Nicotiana tabacum (common tobacco), 1635 nucleotides long. The record is from RefSeq and is a predicted model, not a curated record. NCBI's taxonomy places the organism in Eukaryota, Viridiplantae, Streptophyta, Magnoliopsida, Solanales, Solanaceae.